AAAGGGACUAAAUAUAGCACAGCCAGGGCUGCGGGCUGAAGCCGCUCGAGCAGCCGUCCAUGCUGCUGGGAGGAGGCGGGCAGAGCGCUGCUGGUGCCGGGCACGCCGCGCCCUUGGCCAGCAGCGCUGCAGUGGGCAAAGUGACCGCCUCGCUGCUCAUCAGCAAUGCCAGGACGGCCUGCAACGCGGAGCUGCUCGCGCGAGAGGGGGUCACCUUCUGUGUCAAUGUCACCAGGCAGCAGCCCUUCCCCGGCCUCCAGCAGGCCCGAGGCAUGCGCGUGCCCGUGUUCGACGACCCGGCUGAGGACCUGUACCGCUAUUUCGAGCAGUGCAGCGAUGCCAUAGAAGAAGCUGUCCAGAGCGGCGGGAAGUGCUUGGUGUACUGCAAGAACGGCCGCAGCAGAUCUGCCGCUAUCUGCACCGCGUACCUGAUGAGGCACCGCAACCUCCCGCUCAAAGACGCCUUUGAGGUGGUGAAGGCUGCCAGACCAGUAGCAGAACCCAAUGCAGGGUUUUGGUCUCAGCUACAGAGAUACGAAGAAGAUCUGAAAAUACCAACGCGGUCUGAUCUGCUGGGCAAAGGACUGAGCUCACCUUAAAACACCUCCACACAUUGCUGCUUUUAAGCAGCUCGUUAUAGACGAAGCGGGAAAAAAAAUGACAGCAUAUAUCACCUAUAUAUAAAAUGCCUUACUUGCUACCCUGAGCGGAUGGCUCCUUACAUUCAUUCAGAAGGUGGCUGUUGACGGUGCUCAGGAAAGGAGCAAAUAAUCAGGGAAAAACAGCAGAAACACCCAAUUGUCAGAAGGAGCAUAAAUAAACAGGCAUUUAUAUCCCCUCAGUCAUGCUGAAUAUGACAAGGAUGGAUUGAAUGAACAAACCAGGGAUUUUACUCCUGGUUUCCAUCAGGCUUCCCAGUGAUGUCGCUGGAAGAGCUGAUGCAAGGCCAUGGAAGCUCUGAGUUCUGACACCCCAACUGCUCUGCCUGACUUCUGAACUGUUCUUACUUUCAACUAGACCAAAAACCAACACAGAUUUACACAAAAAGACACAGGACAGAAUAUUCAGGUGAUUAUAAGGAGCUCAGCUCCCACCAUGCAAGCCUAAUGGCUCCUCUGCUUUUGAAAUUAUUCUUUAAUAUACUGAAGGGGUGAUUUUAUGAGAAAGACUUUAUUGCUGAGGAACAAAGAUGAUGGUGGCAACCUAAAAGCCACUGCCACUCCUUUUGGUUUAAUUCAUUACAUUUAUUAAGAUCUGUCAGUGGCCAAACUCAUUCCUUACAGUGUCACCUUACAAGUGAGCAGUAUCUGUAUGCAAACAAAGUGACUGAGCUGCUUCUGCUCCGAGUAUUUGCAGGUUGCCCCAAUGAAUGUGUCUGUUUGGAUAGACAAGGAAGGACAAAGCUAAGGAAGAGGCACGCGGUUUCUCAUUCAGGCUACAGUCAUGCUUUGAUACAAGGUGUUGAAAGCAGAGGCAUACCAAAGUAUUUUGUUCAACUAUAUUAACAAAUUCAUAAUUUAAGGACAAAGAACUGUGAACCUGCAGUGUGAAAUUCCAUUUCACAUCGCUCAAGACAUCAAUACGAAGGAAAAUUAGCUCAUUGUCAGUGUCUUAAGUGCUUACACAAGGUAACAUAUGCUCCCACUAGAGGAGCAGUUUAAGGCAUCAAUUCUAAUGCUGGAACCACGACAGAGAACAAAGCCACUGUAGAAUUACUUGAAUUAGGCAAUUCAGAUGCAACAGAAGCUCCUGAAGUAAAAGACUGCCCAAAAUUAAAAUACAAUUAUUUUAGAAGCUGAAAAAAUAAAAACUGGGGCUAUCUUCUUGUUACCUCAAGGCAUAGCCUGACCAAUUGCU
Messenger RNA from Gallus gallus (chicken), 1857 nucleotides. RefSeq names its product dual specificity phosphatase 28 (gene DUSP28). Gene Ontology annotation, biological process: protein dephosphorylation. Gene Ontology annotation, cellular component: cytoplasm. The record is from RefSeq and is marked inferred. The coding region runs from base 60 to 599 and encodes 179 amino acids. Gene Ontology annotation, molecular function: MAP kinase tyrosine/serine/threonine phosphatase activity. The transcript is spliced from 2 exons. Lineage: Eukaryota; Metazoa; Chordata; Aves; Galliformes; Phasianidae.